Molecule: messenger RNA, 876 nt
Organism: Penicillium waksmanii
Lineage: Eukaryota; Fungi; Ascomycota; Eurotiomycetes; Eurotiales; Aspergillaceae
Exons: 2
Coding region: 1-876 (291 amino acids)
Source: RefSeq, a predicted model, not a curated record
AUGCGAAAGGGCAAAGCUGCAAAUAUUGCCCAGAUUGCUGCAGAAGAGAAAUUUCGCCGGCAGACCGAGAUCAUGGAGCAGCAGACUGCAAAGAUAAGUGAACUACAGCAAGAAAACACAAUGCUCCUUUUGCGGCAAAGGAAAAUCCAGAAAUCAACGGACCAAGCCGACGACGACGAGCUCAGUCAAGUUUUGAAUGGUCUUUACCAAGAGCUUGAAGGAUGGGCGAAUCGCCAUUUUCCUCAGGGAGAUACUCAUGCUCAAAAUUCCUGCUGGAUAUAUGGAGCAGUAUCCUGCCUGAUUUUCAGCUUUUACUUGCUGAAGUUCUGGAUUGGUAUGAGCAACACUGAGGAAGAGCUGAUCGCGAGCCACAAAAUCCAAUCAAUCAGCGCAGAGGUCCAAAAAAUGUUCCCAUCAUACAUCAGACAGCAUUUUUUUGCUGCAAUUAGCAAGGCGGCGGUCUCAAUCAACAACGAAUCCCUACGUGCUAGCGUCGAUUACCUGGCUGAAUUGGUUGAGUCUAAAGUCGGGAAUCAAUCACCUACAUGUCAACAGAAGCGGAGAGAGCAGUUGAAGACUUUGAUAUGGAAGUUUGUGGAAUUUAAAGCAAGAUUGGAAUGCCAAGUCAAUCGAUAUAUGAUUGGACAGUUCCGACCUAGCACUUCAUUUAACGAAAAGAAAAUGAUCAGCUUUGGCGGACAGUCUGGCGCGGACAUUGUGGUUGACUACACCCUUUCACAGGCCCUUUAUAAGCUUUCGGUGGAUGGUGACCCAAUACUUCUCCUGAAGGCACGCGUGAGUACCCGUCAGGCGAGCGAGCACGCAAAAUUUGCAACGAAUCCCAUGUAUGCAGCUGAGCGAUGGAUGAAUGUUUGA